AUGGAAGGAAGUUCAAUUCCACAAGGACUCACCCCGGAUGAAUACUCGGAGCUUCAACUCUUAAUCAAUGCAUACCACAUGUUCGACAAAAUACCAAACACAUGCACCUCCCUCAUCACCCAGCGCAUCGACGCUCCUAGCGACGUAGUUUGGCCGCUGGUGCGCCGUUUUGACAACCCACAGAGAUACAAACAUUUCAUUAAGAGCUGCAACAUGUUUGGGGAUGGUGGUGUUGGCAGCAUGCGCGAGGUGACUGUCAUCUCCGGCCUUCCAGCCUCCACCAGCACCGAGAGACUUGAGAUUCUGGAUGACGAGAAGCAUAUUUUGAGUUUCAGAGUAGUAGGUGGUGAGCAUCGAUUGAAUAACUAUCUUUCUGUUACUUCUGUUAAUGAAUUCAAGAAAGACGAAAAGGUUUACACCAUUGUUUUGGAAUCAUACAUCGUCGAUAUACCUGCCGGGAACACAGUGGAGGAUACAAAAAUGUUCACAGAUACUGUUGUCAAAUUGAAUCUCCAGAAGUUGGGUCUUGUCGCCAUGUCAUCUCUGCAUGGAAAUGAAUGA
This is a messenger RNA of Lactuca virosa, 561 nucleotides long. The record is from the annotation of a GenBank genome assembly. NCBI's taxonomy places the organism in Eukaryota, Viridiplantae, Streptophyta, Magnoliopsida, Asterales, Asteraceae.